UCUUUAAACUUUAAGUACUUUAACCUCGUUUUGAGUAAAUGCAAAAAGCUAGAAACUAACUUAAGGUAGUUUUUGUGCGUAAAGGGACACAAGCAAAUGACUCUAAUAAAACAGUCAGCAAUUUAAAGACAUUGUGAGUUUGAGAUAUAUCUCGCAGAUAAGACCUUUGUUAGGUUUUAUUUUCCACUGAAGUCAUCAUGACGAAUGCAACAUCAAUCAGCUUGCUAUUCCUGGUGAUAUUCUUCUUCUCUCACACUCAAGGGGCAAAGUCUUCAAAUUUUACUAUACCAGCACAAGAUGGCGUUUUAAACAGUGAUGUGAGCAAACACGUUCACAUUGAUAAUUCAACAGCCAUUGUUCGUCUUUCUUCACAUGUUACAAAUGAAUGUAAAGUUGUUGUCAAGAACGCGAGUAUAAAAAUAUUUCAACAGGUUCUGAAAAAACAUAAUCCUCAUUUUGUACAGUUUCAUAUUCAGUUGCAGAAUAAGACUCAUUUAUAUAAAGUAAACAAAACAGCAGACGUGUUUCAACCUGGAAGAUGGUACUGGACACUUGGAUUUGAGUCUAAACCAUAUCAAUUUCUAUCAUGGGAUAUAAGAUAUGGUAUUUUCUCAUUUGGACUGUUAGACUUUAAGACAUCACUUGUACCAAAGAUUUUUAUGGAGGUUAAUGAGGAAUGCAAUUUGACAUUGGGAACAGAAGAAACAUCAUCCAUUAUCACAAAGGCUUUAAUUCCUCUCAUAACUACCGGUAAACCAGUUAGAAAUAAGGAAAACUUUUUCUGUUAUCUCACUAUCGAUCAUACUUUGCGGGAUAAAAUAGUCUACUUAGUGUCGGUGUACUUCUUAUACCCUAGCACAUAUAUAAACUACAACUGUUGUUUCCUCAAGUACAAUUUUACGAAGGAAACUUUUAAUGAUAACUGUUCUAAAGAAAAAGGUCAAAAAUACUUGACGCAUGUGAUAUCUAUCAACAUAAUCCUUGGCAUUUUGAUAAGCGGAUUCUGCCCGAUACCAUUAUUUAAAUUGUUCGCUUGGCUUAGUCAAAGUGAUGGUAGUGAUGAAGAGAAAGAUAAGGAAGAAUGGGUAUAUGCAAACGGAGAGCAUCCUCUUUCAUUUUUUGAUGUUAUGAGCCUUGAGGGGAUCGGAAUCGACAAAAAAUGGCCAGUGUUGGCUUCAAGAAUCAGAAGAUUCUUUUGUCUUAUAUUGGCACCUUUGCUAAUUUAUAUUGAGCUGUAUAUGUAUUCUGGUGGUCUUGGCGUUUGGAAAAAAGGGGAUAAGAUUAUUGUCAAAGAGUUAGUAGACGUAGGAAUGCCUGUUGGUUUCAUGGCACUUCUAGGUGAUCCAAGUAAUAGACAUAAAGUUUUUGUACCGGCAUUAGGGGGCCCAGUUGGCAUCACUACUCUAUAUUUUCUUCUUGGUUUCCUGUAUUUAGUUUUACCAAAAUCUCUUAAAAGUGUUGUAAACAAUGGGUUGCCUAAUUCAGAUGCUCUUUAUGAAAGAUUUGGUAUCAAUUCCGACACCGAAGGACAACGUCUUAGCUGCAUAGUUAUAAAGUCACCCCUUUUAUUCGGAGCGAGGGAUAUUAUAAAGAUGUCCCAGAUCAAUGUUGGCGCAGGUUCGUUGGAAUGUGGAUACACAAAAGGUGGUACUCUAAUGAGAUGUAACUUUUAUAUGUUGUUUAAAUCGCAGUUCUGGUGCUUAGUCUGGCAUAUACAAAUUAGCAGGAUAUGUUUUAUCCGUGACCGAAUGCCAAUGCUUUUGUGCUUGCUCAGUGUUGUUUUUAUACCUAUAUAUAUUGCAAUUUGUCUCGUAGAAAUUUUGAUGUGUAUUUUAUAUUUCGGAGUACCGUUUUUCUUUUUCUUAAUUAUAAUGAUAAGAGCGGCUAUGAAAAUGAUUCCCGACUUAAGGGGAAAAUAUACAGUAUUUUCGUACCUAUUUAGUUUUCGUUUCACGAGAUGCCUCUGUAAUUUUUCUUUAUUAAUAUCCAUUUUGUUAUUCGCUUACUGUAUUUACUUAUUGAUAGUUGCAAGCUUGAAGUUUGUCUCUCAAAUAAUAACAUACUGUUUUGUUGCUGUUGUUGUGUUUCCUUCGGUUUCUUUUGGCAAUCUUUUUCUUCUUGUCGUUAUUGCAUAUUAUGUAAUACGUCAAUUAAAGCUAUUCAGCUAUAAUUAUACAUCAGUUCUUUUUUCUGCAGUGGCAAUAUCAAAAAGGAUUAAAGAGACACAAAAUCACGUGACUUGUUUCAAUGGUAAUUUAGCUAUUUCAAACGUUAUGUUUGAAGAACUUGAGGAAAUCGAAAUUAAUGGAAGAUUAUUGGAUACUUCUCAAAAUAUCCAUAUAACAAGCAAUUUUGAGGGUCUAAUUGAAAUGAAAAUGAAUGACCACAGCUAUGGCAUACCAAAAGAGCUUUUUCAAUUGCUCAUUCGUAAAUAUCGCCCUAUACACAAACAUGUUCUGUCGUUACUAUUUAGAGUUUCAGUUUUAAUAUUUUGGGUACUCCUUUUCCUUACUAUAACACACAACUAUAGUUUAAUACCCGAUGACCAAAUAACAGAAGUACUUCACGUAAUACUUAUCAUCGCUGUUGGCGCAUUACCAAAGCUCAUAGAAUCUGAUCAUAUCAGUCAUUCUAAUACGCCAAAGGACAAAAUAGAAAAGAAAUUCAUGGAGCAGACGAUUAUUGAGUACUGGACUCAAAGACAAAUAUCAUGAAAAUGUUUAUGCUGCUGAGAUAAAUCCAGCUUUGUUUCAGACAUUGAGUACACAAUAUACUAAUAAACAUAAAGAAAUAUCAAUUUUCAUGAAUGUCUUGAAAAAAUAGUGAUGCUUUACUUUGUGGCUAUUUAAUAUAAAUUUGAAAAUGUU
Molecule: messenger RNA, 2867 nt
Organism: Ruditapes philippinarum (Manila clam)
Lineage: Eukaryota; Metazoa; Mollusca; Bivalvia; Venerida; Veneridae
Exons: 2
Coding region: 198-2714 (838 amino acids)
Source: RefSeq, a predicted model, not a curated record